This is a messenger RNA of Xyrauchen texanus (razorback sucker), 5794 nucleotides long. RefSeq names its product lysine (K)-specific demethylase 7Ab (gene kdm7ab). The record is from RefSeq and is a predicted model, not a curated record. Gene Ontology annotation, biological process: regulation of transcription by RNA polymerase II; protein demethylation. Lineage: Eukaryota; Metazoa; Chordata; Actinopteri; Cypriniformes; Catostomidae. Gene Ontology annotation, molecular function: transcription coregulator activity; histone demethylase activity.
UCCAGCUUGGCUGCGUUGUUUGGGGACAGUCCGAAGAUGGCGACGGCCCAGCUGUAUUGCGUCUGCCGGCAGCCGUACGAUGUGAGCCGGUUUAUGAUAGAAUGCGACAUUUGUAAGGACUGGUUUCACGGCAGUUGUGUUGAGGUAGAAGAGCACCAUGCCGUGGACAUUGAUGUUUACCACUGUCCAAACUGUGAUGUCCUCCACGGACCCUCACUGAUGAAGAGGCGAAACAACUGGCACAGACAUGACUAUACAGAGCCAGAUGACGGCAGCAAGCCAGUGCAAGCUGGCACUUCAGUGUUUGUGCAGGAGCUGCAGGCCAGGACCUUUCCCAGUGGGGAUGAAAUCUUGGAGCGAAUGCAAGGCAGUCAGGUCACCCAGCGGUAUUUUGAGAAGCACGGCUUCCGCUAUCCCAUUGCUGUGCCCAAAAUGGAAGGGCUCGGACUCCAGUUACCUCCGCCGGAUUUCUCAGUCAAGGAUGUAGAGCGCUACGUUGGAGGCGACAAAGUGAUUGACGUCAUCGAUGUGGCCCGGCAAGCAGACAGCAAGAUAAAACUGAGCACAUUUGUGAAGUAUUUCUACAGCCCAAAGCGGUCAAAGGUGCUAAACGUCAUCAGCCUGGAGUUUUCAGACACCAAGAUGUCAGAGCUGGUGGUGGUGCCCGAUAUUGCCCAGAAGAUGUCUUGGGUGGAGAACUACUGGCCUGAUGACUCUUACUUUCCCAAACCCUUUGUGCAGAAGUACUGUUUAAUGGGCGUUAAAGACAGCUACACUGACUUCCAUAUUGAUUUUGGGGGCACGUCUGUGUGGUACCAUGUAUUGUGGGGAGAGAAGAUUUUUUACUUGAUAAAGCCAACCCCAGACAACCUUGCACUAUAUGAGGAGUGGAGCUCGUCCCCCAGCCAGAGCGAAGUGUUCUUCGGGAAGAAAGUGGAUAAGUGCUACAAGUGUGUUGUGCGGCAGGGAACAACACUUCUGAUCCCCACAGGAUGGAUCCAUGCAGUUCUCACCUCUCAGGAUUGUAUGGCUUUUGGAGACUUCCUCCACAACCUCAACAUUGGCAUGCAGCUCAGGUGCUAUGAGAUGGAGCGACGUCUUAAGACUCCAGACCUCUUUAAGUUUCCUUAUUUUGAGGCCAUUUGCUGGUAUGUUGCCAAGAAUCUACUGGAGACACUCAAAGAAUCUCGAGAAGAGAACUGCCUGCCUCCAGACUACCUGAUCAAGGGAGUGAAAGCUUUGAUUACUGCACUGAGGAACUGGUUAAAGAGAGAGGUCACGGAGCCAGCCAGCGAGGUCCCUGACCAUAUCAGACCCAAUCAUCUCAUUAAAAUGCUCACAAAGGAAAUCCACUACCUUGAGGAGUAUCAGAAUGGGAAUUGUGGAAGCAAGCCAAUGAAAUCUCAGGAAAGCUUAACAUGCCCAUCAACAAGGUCAUCGCACGAGAGAGGGUCUCACGCACGCAGGAACGCCAGACGUCUUCGUGACCACCACCAUCACCACCAUCAUCAUCAUCACUCUCAUGGCCCCAAAGUCCCCUCCAACCUAGACAUCUAUGAGCAGCACACUCAAGAAGUCUUAAAACGACUGGAGAUGGGUCCUUAUGAGGAGGAUGCGACCUUUAACUUAAAUGUCAACGGCAAGUUCAACAAGGUUUCCACAGCAUCGGCUGCAAUGGCAGAGCAGAGUUUGGGCUGUGACCUGCGUCUCGUGCUGUGCAAUGGGCGUAUUAUCAGAGAUGACAGGCAGCAUCUUCGAGAAAAGCGAAUGAGGAUUAAGGAAGAGGAGGGUUCCAGAGAUCUGAAGAGGGAUUCACUCAAGAUUAAGAUUGUAGCAAAAGAAGAGGAACAGGAAAUGGAUAUUCAGAUGAAAGAGGUGGUGCAAGAUGAGCACAGUCAUGUCAUCAGUGAAGUGAAGCACCUGUCCUUCAUAGAUCUUAGUAAAAGAGAAUCAGAACAUUCAGAGGUCUCAUCAGACUCUGAAUCAGAGGAGUACACAUCACGGAAAAAGAACUGCUCCGAGGAGGAAUCCGAAAGCUCGUCUGAGGAAGAAGAUGAAAAUUCAAUUAGGCAGAAUGGAGACGACCGAAAUGAGACCAAAUGUAGCUCCAGCUACACGACAGACAUGCUUCACUCCAGAGAACGACUGGAUAAUUUUGAGAAGUGUCUUAAAAGUGAUCCCGCUGCCUCACCAAGCGCAGAAGAGGAUGCCAUCCAGGGAAUGCUUUCUAUGGCUGGUCUGCUGUAUACUCACCAAUCAAAGGAUCCCACCAGUUCACAAGAAUUCUGGUGGUCCAGAACCAACCAUCCCUUCUCUGACUACAAUAGAAAGGAGGUUGUAACAGGAGAGGAGAACCAGGAUUCAGACAGCAGCUCUUCCAUGAGCAAUCAGGAGGAGUUAAGGGAGCGUAAGCAUUCAGGAGAAGGAGGUUGUCAUGCCAAACUCAAGCAUAGGAUCCAGGAACACAAGAACUUCAUGGACAGUCAGGACAGUGGCAGCAACAGCAGCAGUGAAGCUUGGAGCAGUCGCACACACUCCCCAACCAACGAUGAAGACAGCCCCACAGUGCGUUACCAAUACUGUGAGACAUCUCUAUCGCCACCCCUACAUCCCUCAAAGAGGCCUGCCGCAAAUCCCCCACCAAUCAGCAAUCAGGCCACCAAAGGUAAACGUCCUAAGAAAGGCAUGGCCACAGCUAAGCAGCGAUUGGGCAAGAUUCUUAAACUAAGCAGACACAACCCCUUCUUCUUGUAGAUCUGAUGAUAGCAGCAGCUCAUUCAGAAGAUUUGGGAUGCUGAGAGUGCAUGCUAGUGUUCGUGUAUUCACACAAACUCUCACAGAGAUUGUGUUUUUAUGGUGACUGGGUAUAAACCCAUGGUUCUACACACUGGGUCAAAAGCAUGGAAUUGGAUACCAAUCAACCUGAAAAAUUUGGUUCUUCGCGGCUAAGAAGCUCCAGAACAACAUAAAAUGCACUUCAACCAACAUGGAUAAGGAUUACUAUAUUUCUGUUUGUAUGUGUCCAAAGAAACGAGUCACCUGAAAUGAAAUAAGACAACAAGGAAAUAAAACCACAUUUUGUUCUCAGAUAUGAUAUCCAAAAUCUCAUUUGCUCUACAAAAGCAAAGAUUAGCAUGAUGCUAGGCUUCUGCCCUCUUUUUUACAUUGAAAUCUCCAUGACACCUUAAAAUAUAAGGUGGCAAUUACUCGAUGAAAUGAUUUCAUAAAGGUGCUUGACUAUUUUGUCUUGUCAUUCUGUGACUGCAUUCAACUCUUUCCUAUCAAACGUUCCUCCAUACACUUCCUCAGAAGAUUAAAAUCACCAUAGGAUGAUGAACCUGCAUCUCUGUCAAUCAAUGGACUGGGUUUCACAUUUUGAGAGAAAUUAAAAAAGAAAAAUUUAUAUUUGUGAGCAUUUGUAUUCAUCUUGUAUUGUAAUAUUUUAUAUUGCGUGCCAACUGCGAAGGAGCUCUGUGUGGUUAUAUUUGGUUCUCUAUUGUCACCUAGUGGGCAUCUGGAGACUGACUCUUAAAUGGAACAAAUGUACCUGGAGGAAAGAGAGAAGACAUUUCCCCUUAAUUUAUUCCAGUUUUUAUGUUGGCGCUUGAUCUUUUUUCUUUUCUCUCUUUUUAUGUACUUUUAUACAAAAUGUAUUUAUUGCUUAUGAAAGAGAACAAUUACUUUAUUUAAUUUGAGCAUUCAUUUGAGCAUUGUUAGAAGGUGUGUUUGAAUUUGGGGUUAUACAGUGCAUUGGGAAAAAAGAUAUUUGGUGCAUGGACUCAACCAAUUAUUAUUAUUAUUAUUUUUAUCAGCCAUAUCUGUAUCUUGCACUGUGGGUAAGAGCUAAAUCAGUCUUUGGUAUACUAGCAGUAUGUGUUUUGUAAUAAGAAACAAUAUUUAAUCAAACUACCUGCCCUGUAUGUUUCCAUUCUAAUCUGUUAAAACCAAUGUCAUUUUACCUCAAGGUGUCUUGUUCUUAGUAUUUGGGGGGUAAAUAAUGAAUCUGGUCUUUAGAAAAUUUUGUUUGAAGUUUGUUUAAACCGAUUGUGUCACCUCCUGUUACUUUCCAAGUAUCUUGUUUAAUCAACGUUGUUGUUCUCCACAAGUAUAAAGUUUUGAUGUCUCGUCAAAUUCUGAAGCAUUGAAACACUGUCUGAACUGGUGCUGUGUAUAGUGAGAAAAGAAAUUGAGAUUUCACAGAGUGUGGGAAAAUUUUUACCUUUUUUUUAUGUUGAAAUGUAUUUGGCUACUCAUCUUUUUACAAAGAAUUGAAUAGAGUAUUUAUUUUUGUAAAAUAAGUCUUAAUCAACAGAGAAUUUUUGCAAUUAAUUUUUACCAACAAUGUGUGUUAGUCACUAUUGAAAGAUGGUGACAGCCUCACAUUUUGUAAGAUAUAUAUGUGUGUGUGAUUUGUUUUUUUAGGUAGUUUACUCUGGUUUUGCUUGGUGUGAAAGACCUCAGGUAAUUGUCAAGUUAGAGCUCAAGCUUUUGGAUUCCCUUUGAUGAAUGCCAAAUACUGUAAUCGUAAAGGUCAGGUCUGUCUUGCUUUCAGUUAAAUGAGCUGUUUUAUCUAAACUGAUAUGCCUGUAGUUAAAGUAAAGUUUCAAUAUAUGUCUGGUUACCUGUGGUAAUUAUUCCCAUUUAAGAAAAUUAUACAAUAUAAUUUUGUUUCUUUUUUUUCCCAUUUUGUAAAAUGUUCUCAUUAAAACAUUUCUGCAACUCAAGCUUGCAUAUCCUACAAAACCUUACAGGCAAUAACGCACAUUCCACUGGCUUCCAGGUCUUUCAUGAUGGAUUUAAUUCACUUUGCAGCUAAAAUGACUUGCUGAGGUACAGGAAUAGCAGCUCAGGACAUUUUCUGAUGGACAGAUUUCAUACUGAUUAUUAAGGGCUUAGAUGGAAAGGCUUCAAUCAUCCCAACGGUGGACACAGUUGUACCAGCACUUCAAAUCUCUUAGUCAUUGUGAAAUACUUUUGAGUAUUGUAAUGUACUUUGAAUGAAGUUUGGACAUUUUGAACAUCCUUUUAAUGUAUGCCAUCGGCCAAGGUAUUCUAAAAUGAUUUAUUCCAGAUAUACAUUUUGAAAACUAUCAGGCCAUUUAUGUAGCACCUGUUGUUUCCCUUAAUAACUGAUCCUAAUUUGUUAUGGUGCUAUUUGUCUGACCAGGAUUUGGGCCAAAGUGCAUAUGAAUUGCAUUUGGAAUAUUGUUGCUCACACCUUGAUUGGGGUGAGAUGUUUGUUUGAGGGAUUGGAGGAGCUUUUUCUUACAAAAAAAUAAAUAAAUGCUGCACUGCACUAACCAUGUCCUGCAUAGCGAUGUUACACUACACUGUUUUUGUUACUUUUCAUAUUUUAAACACAAAAUAUCUAAAUAUGCUUCAUAAAAGUUGGAAACAUUGCUGGCCUGCAGGCAGGGUUUGUACCAUGCAGUACUUGUACAGUAUUUAUUUGGCAUUCUUGGUUAUGUUUUCCAUUUUCUGGUCUUGCAGUCAAUAAUGUGUCUUUGUUUAUGGUGUGUGCUUUAUCAUUUUCAAUGCCCUAAGCUGUUCAAAUUUUAUAUGGUCGUAUAAUUUUGUUUAAUAUUUUGAGAUAUUGAAAUCCACAGCUAUGGCUCUUUGAAUUGGUAUUUUCAGUUGUACAAUGUGGCCUGUAUAUAUUAAAAGUUCUAUGAGUGGCUAUGAUGUUUCUCUGUGUUAUUAGUUAAUGGAUAUUUAAAGGGAUAGUUCACCUAAAAUAUAUUAUUCUCUAAUUUUUUUUCUCACCCUCAUGUCAUCCCAUAUGUUUAUAACCUUU